AUGCGUUUCCUCCCAGCCCUCAUGGUCGCCGCCGCUGCGGGUGCCAGUGCCUAUGACAUCCCGGACAACCUCAGGAAGCUCUACGACCAGCACAAGCCCGGAAAGUGCGCCAACAAGCUCGCCGGCGGCUUCACUGACGGCGGCAGUGCUAACGGCAACUCGUUCGCGUACUGCGGUGACAUCCCCGGCGCCAUCUUCCUGCACUCGCAGCGCAAUGGCGGCCAAUACGAUAACAUGGACAUCGACUGCGAUGGCAGCGAGCCCUGCCCCAACGAUCCCUCCGGCCAAGACAUCACUGCCUUCCAGGACAGGGUUACUAGGUACGGCAUUAACGAUCUGAACGCCAACAUCCACCCGUACGUGGUCUUUGGCAACGACGAGGGCGAAACUUUCUACCCUGAUCAGCAUGGUAUGAAGCCUCUGAGUGUUAUGGCUGUCGUCUGCAACAACCAGGUGUUCUACGGUAUCUGGGGUGACACCAAUGGCGGCAAGUCCACCGGCGAAGCGUCCAUUGCUCUGGCCAAGCUUUGCUACCCCGACCAGUACAUCGAUGGAAACACCGCUCCCGAUGUCGAGGACGUCAUGUACAUCGGCUUCACCACCGACGAGGCUUAUCCCAGCUGGAGCGCCAACUGGAAGGCCUCCACUCCCCAGGAGUUCGAGGAUAGCAUCAAGGCUCUUGGUGACAAGCUCGUUGCUGGACUCCAGGCUUAA
Messenger RNA from Monascus purpureus, 714 nucleotides. The record is from the annotation of a GenBank genome assembly. Lineage: Eukaryota; Fungi; Ascomycota; Eurotiomycetes; Eurotiales; Aspergillaceae.